Messenger RNA from Polyodon spathula (Mississippi paddlefish), 2407 nucleotides. RefSeq names its product Werner syndrome ATP-dependent helicase homolog. Gene Ontology annotation, biological process: telomere maintenance; double-strand break repair via homologous recombination. The record is from RefSeq and is a predicted model, not a curated record. Gene Ontology annotation, molecular function: four-way junction helicase activity; 3'-5' DNA helicase activity. Lineage: Eukaryota; Metazoa; Chordata; Actinopteri; Acipenseriformes; Polyodontidae. Gene Ontology annotation, cellular component: nucleus; chromosome; cytoplasm. The transcript is spliced from 13 exons. Bases 645 to 1316 code for a protein of 223 amino acids.
CAGUAAAUAAGUUAUUUGUUAUGGCCUGACAAUUCUCUUUGCAGGCUACUCAAAUCAUAGCAAGUUGCUCAUGCAUUUUUGCAACUCAUCCACAGCACCAUUGAAUGUGGCCUGCUGCCUUGCUCUUUAGUAUUUUUUCUUUGUGUGCAGGCUGUGGGAAGAGCUUGUGUUUUCAGUUCCCGCCUGUUUACACUGGUGGAAUUGGAAUCGUCAUCGCUCCUCUAAUCUCUCUGAUGGAGGACCAAGUGCUGCAGCUUCAGCAUCACGUUGGUAGCAGUGGAUGAGGCUCAUUGCAUCUCUCAAUGGGGACAUGACUUCCGGGGAGCGUACAGAAAACUGGGAUCAUUAAAGAGAGCACUUCUUAACAUAAGUACUGUAGAUGAGGUCCCUAUAGUAGCAUUAACUGCUACAGCAAGCCCUUUGAUCCGACAGGACAUAGUGAAUAGUCUGCACUUGGAUAACCCAUGGAUUAUGUGCACCAGCUUCAAUCGACCCAACCUGUUCCUGGAAGUCCAUCGCAAGUGUGGAAACAUCACACAAGAUCUUAAGCAGUUUCUUAUUAAACAGAAAUCAGAAAGGUGACUGAACAGGUCUCUGCUGAACUGUUAAAGCUUGGGAUAAACUGUGCCACCUACCAUGCUGGCAUGGGUAUCAAACCAAGAAGAGAAACUCAUCACAAGUUUAUGAGAGAUGAGAUUCAGUGUGUUGUGGCUACAGUUGCUUUUGGAAUGGGGAUAAACAAGGCAGACAUCCGGAAAGUCAUCUACUACGGAGCCCCCAAAGAAAUGGAGGCGUACUACCAGGAAAUUGGGAGAGCUGGGAGAGACAGAUUACUAAGUGCUUGUCAUGUAGUCUGGGCUUCAGGAGACAUGGCUUUGAACAGGCAACUCCUGAUUGGUGUUACAAGCGACAAGUUUCGGGGAUAUAAAAUGAAACUGACAGCAAAAAUGGAGUACCUCAGCUCGCCUAAAUGCAAAAGGAAAAACAUCUUGUCCCACUUUGAAGAUAAACAAUUAAGAAAAGCCAGCUCAGGCAUCAUGGGCACUGACAAAUGUUGUGACAAUUGCAGCUCCAGGCUGCUGCAUGACCCCAGUGCAAACGACGCUGAGUCUAAUCUGCAGGGUUUUGGGAAGGAAGCCUACCAACUGAUGUCUGCGGUUGCUGCUGUAGGAGAGAAGUUUUGCACUGCCGCCCCGGUCCUCUUCCUGAGUGGAUCUACAGGUUCCGUAAACUGCCCCUGUUUGGCUGUGGCAAGACCAUCCCUGAAAACUGGUGGAAAGCUCUGGAGCGGCAGCUCAUUACAGAGGGCUACAUGAAGGAAAACUCCAGACAAAACAAGUUUUCAAUCACCUGUGGCUUGGAUCAAAAGGGGAGGACGUGGCUCAGCAAGACAAAGGAUGAAUCACAUUGAACUCUUUUGCUUCAGCCGAACACAGAAUUGUGUGCAAGGUUUUUCACUGUGCCAAAACCUGAGCAGACAGGUGGCUAUUCGAGACCUGGUCCCUCAAGACAUAGAGUCCUACCUCACCAGUCUGACCAUCGCAUUACUGCAGAAGCAAAGUGGAAGUGUCCAACCAGGACAGCCAAGCACAGGCCAGUCAGCACCCAAACAAGGCCCCUCAGAUUCUAUCAGCCAGCAACAGAAGGGGACAGUAAAGGAAGAGGCGCUGACCUGGAUUGAAGCAGAGGAGAAACCUGUGAAGACAAGUGCACCGACAUCCUUGAUGACAAAGUGUCAGCCGGAGCAGGGUUAUACUGAUGAAAUAGAAGAUGACCUGCUUAGUGACAUGCCUAAGCCAGUAAGUCCGAGUUUUAGCCAGCCUGCCAAGAGAAAAUUACCAGAAUGGUUUAAUGCAUCUAAAGGAAGCAGCUCUUCAUAUACUGCCAACAAGAAAGCCAAAACAAAAAAAGGAUUGUUCGUGUAGAAUUGAGAAUCUUCUGGAACUCAGGAAGUUCUUAAUACUUUUGAGUACAAUUCCAGAAUCUGGGAUCAGUCUUCACUUGAGUAAUACAAUAACAGUAUUCAUAAUUUGUAUGUACAAAACAUUGCAUGUGUCAGAUUUCUGUAUCUAACAAAGAUAGCAUUUUAUUUAAUUACUUUAUUAAUAUACAGUGUAUGUAUAUAAAUGCGUUUCUAAACUGGUACCUUUUUAGUUUUUAUGUAUGGUCAAUAAAAAAAUAAAUGUUAAUUGUAAAUUAAAUGUCAGAUUUUUAAAUUUCACUGAUCUAGGUCAGGUUGUAUGUACAUUUCUAAUUAUAUGACACUUUUGUGAGAUUAAAAAAAACUAUCUUAAAAUAACAGGACAUGGUGGUUUCACUAAACCAAACAUUACAGAUGGUCCCAUUCGCUGCACAGCACAGCAAACCUCACCCUAAAUGCCUGAAAUAAGACUAAAAAGCAGCACAU